This is a messenger RNA of Stegodyphus dumicola, 4138 nucleotides long. RefSeq names its product sodium-driven chloride bicarbonate exchanger-like. Gene Ontology annotation, molecular function: monoatomic anion transmembrane transporter activity; sodium:bicarbonate symporter activity; solute:inorganic anion antiporter activity. Gene Ontology annotation, cellular component: plasma membrane. The record is from RefSeq and is a predicted model, not a curated record. Lineage: Eukaryota; Metazoa; Arthropoda; Arachnida; Araneae; Eresidae. Gene Ontology annotation, biological process: monoatomic anion transport; regulation of intracellular pH; bicarbonate transport.
GAAUCUAGAAAGAAACCAGAACCAAAGAAAGAAGAAAAAAAAUAUGAACCAUCUGAUUCAGGAAGUUACUGUCAAGAUGAGGAUUUGUCAUGUAGUAAAAGGCCGUUUGGAGGGUUGAUUGCAGAUAUUCGUAGAAAGGCACCUUGGUAUAUAAGUGACUUCAAAGAUUGUUUGUCAUUGCAGUGUAUUUCUUCUAUAGUCUUCUUAUACUUUGCCUGUAUAGCCCAAAUAAUCACAUUUGGCAGUUUACUUGCACAAGACACAAAUCAAAGAAUGGCUGCUGUAGAAUGCUUACUCUCAGCUUUAGUUUGUGGUGUUACUUACAGCUUAUUUAGUGGUCAGCCUCUAACUUUCUUAGGGAGUACAGGCCCUGUACUUGUUUUUGAAGGCAUUGUAUAUGAUAUAUGCGAGUGGUAUUCAAUGGAUUAUUUGUCUGUCCGACUGUGGAUUGGCUUAUGGACUUCUGUUUAUUUGUUUGUGUUUGUGGCUUUUAAUGUAGCUUCUUUAGUACAUUACAUCACUCGUUUUACACAAGAAAUAUUUGCUACUUUAAUAUCAACAUAUUUUAUUUAUAAAGCAUUUAAAAAUGUAGUGUAUAUAGGGAAAAAGUUUCCUCUUAAAACUGGUUACAGUAAGCCAAUUGUUCCAUUAUGUAUAUGUGAUUUACUAGCACCUGUAAAUUUCACCAUCAUUAGUGAAGAUCAGUGCCAAAGCCUAAAUGGAAUAUCUGUUCCUCCAGGAUGUAGUUAUACACCACAUUUUUAUGUGCCUAAUAUUUUCCUCAUGUCUGUCAUUCUAUUUAUUGGUACAUUUGGCUGUAUUCUUUUAUUAAGAGAAGUGAAAAAUACUCCAUUUUUCCCAUCCAAGGUUCGUACAUGUAUAUCAGAUUUUUCUGUCCUUAUCGCUGUUGUAAUUAUGACUGCUUUAGAUAAUUAUGUUGGUUUACAUACACCCAAACUUGAAGUGCCCCAAACAUUUAAGCCAACAUGGUCUGGAAGAGAUUGGAUUAUUCCAUUGUUUGGACAUAAUCCAUGGUGGUCAGCAAUUUUUUCAAUGUUGCCUGCAUUACUUCUAACUGUUUUGAUCUUUAUGGAUCAACAAAUAACUGCUGUUAUUGUAAAUAGGAAAGAAAAUAAACUAAAGAAAGGAAGUGGAUAUCAUUUAGAUCUAUUUGUGUUAGCAAUUUUAAUUGCAAUUUGUUCUGUUUUGGGACUACCUUGGUUUGUUGCUGCAACUGUUCUUUCUAUCACACACGUGAAUUCAUUGAAACGUUCAUCCAAGUGUUCAGCUCCUGGAGAGAAACCACGCUUUUUAGGUGUAAGAGAACAACGGAUGACUCAUUUUUGUGUGUGUGUUCUCAUAGGCCUUUCAAUCCUCUUUACAAAUGUUUUACAGUUUAUACCAAUGCCUAUUUUAUAUGGUGUUUUCCUUUUUAUGGGCGUCAAUUCUCUUAAAGGAAUACAGUUCUUUGAUCGAAUUCUUCUGAUGUUCAUGCCUGAAAAAUACCAGCCUGACUAUAGUUAUCUGCGACAUGUCCCAAUCCGUCAAGUCAAGUAUUAUACAUUAGUGCAACUUCUAUUUUUUGGCCUUUUAUUUUGUUGCAAACUAUUUAAAUCUGCUGCAUUUUUGUUUCCAUUGCUGCUGUUGGCUGUUAUAUUUGCACGUAAAAUACUUGGAUGCUUUUUCAAUAAAACUCACUUAAAGUUAUUGGAUGAUGACAUGCCAGAAACUACAAAAUUUAAAAAAGAAGAUACAUCUGCUACUGAUCAGAUAUCAAACAGCUUAUCUGAAGUUAUUUGUGUCCAAAAUGCAGAUGGUAAAUCAACAUUUAAGAGUCAAAAUAGCCAUGCGAACAUCAACAUAUCUGAAGUGCUUAUGCAAAGUGGUAUCUGGAAGAGCAUUGACCAGCAGUCAAACAAAACAACUAAAAAGUUUUUAGUUGCUAAAAGUAAAAAGAAAAAGCAUGGAAAAAGAGACUCAUCAAAAUCAGAAGAACGCAGAAGACUAUCUGUGAUGGAAGAAGAAGAUGAAGAACAAGUAAACUCUACUUCAUGUACCUCACCUUUGCCUUCUACACCAUGUGAUCCUGGUAGUGAAACUAAUAAUGGAACAGUUGUUUAACUUGGAAACCAAGAAAUUGCCUUUUUAUCCUGAAGUGUUCAGCUGUUCAUUCUGAAUAGCAUUUUUCUUGAAUAUUCAUUAUUGCUCAAAUGUUUAUCAUCUCAACUUUUUAGGAGGAGUAGUUCUCAAGUAGGAGGAAAUACUCAAUUUUUUUUAAUCUAUUAUUUAUUUUUAUAUGCAAAGAUCGAAUAUACUUGUAAAGGUGGAUCUUUGCAUUACAUCAUGGUUGCAGCUAAAUCUAAGUCUUAGAUUAAGAUUAUUUUUACUCUCUAUUUAUUUCAUUCUUUUUUAUAACUUUUAAUUAUUUUGUAUUUUAUUUUGAAGUUCCUUAGUGGUAUCAGGGACUUUUGCAUGAAGUUGUGAAAUGGAAGUGCUUUCAUUUUUGGGUUUUGGGUAUUGUUUUGAAUGACUACCAAUAUGCUGUCAUGUUCUUUCUGAGCUGACUUUUUAAGAUUUAUAAUUUUAUACUUUUCGUUCAAAAUGCAGACAUCCAGUUUUACUCACAGUGUUACAAUGCAUAGUGAGAAUGAUAUAAUUAAAUUACUGCCUUCUUGAAACUCGAUAAAUAUUUUUUUAUUCAUAAAAAUGAAAAGACUAUUUAUACUGUUAUUUAGCAGGUACAUUAAAAGUAUAAGUUGUAUUAUUUGUAUAUAUACCGAAGCAUUUCCUAAAUUUUUGGGCCAAUUACAUGAACAUAUCAGUUUUAUUUGCCUGAAUUCUAUAGAUAUUAUCGGAUAAUAUAAUGUUUUAAAGGCAAUCCAGUUAGGUUUUUAUUUGCACUCCCUUUCCCCAGUUUGGGCUUAUUUAAUAUAAUAACAUAAUUUUUGUUCUAUAAAAUUCACCAUUUUCUGGUGAUUAUCUAUUUAUGCUGAAUGUCAGAUUUAAAGAGAAAGUAAUUCUGGAUCAGAAUUGUUUCUGUUCAUAAAAACAUUAUCGACCAUUUCAUUUUGAAACAAAAUAAAACAAAUUUCUUAAAGAUUUAAUCUAAAUUGCAAUUAUAAAGCCUGUUUUAAAAAAAAAAUUUUUAAGUCAAUUGUAAAGCAGAAUUUUAUAAUGUAUGUAAGUAAAUAACUUUUAGAUUAAACUUUUUAUGUUAUGUAAAGUUUGCUUUGUAUCUAUUGUUGAAUAAAACAAAUUGUCUUCAUGACUAGAAAUGAGAUUUUUUAAAUCAUGAAUGUGUUACUUAGUUUGCUGGCUAGUAUCUGUUAGGUUUGAAAGUCAAAUGAUUAGUACAGUAUUUGUCAAAAUGUUGAGGCAUAACAAUAUUUCUUAUGUUAUCGUUAACUGAAAUAAAUAAUUCCAUAUUAGUAGAAGUAAGAGUAACAACUGAAUUGUGUUAUAAUUUUGUUUUCACUAAAGGCAUUUAAAAAACAGUGGUAACAUUGCUGAACAAAUAUGUUAAUUUUGCAAUUCAUGAAGAGUUUAAUAUAAAUAAAUCAUCAUAUUUAAAAUAUAUGUUCUAAUGUGAUGUUAGAACAAGUUUUUUACCAGUUUACCUUAUUAAUUUUAACUAAAUUUUAAUGUAUAAUUUUAAUCGCAAUAAAGCAUAAUUUUUUCAGGAAAUUUUGGUAGCAUUGAAUUUGGGCAAAUAAUGAAAGUGUUCAAUAAAGAUGUGAUUCUUUACUAUUAACUGUGCUAAAGGAUAUGUUGUAUACUUUUGCAUAGUGUUUAAUAAAGCUUUAAUUAAGGAAAAUAAAAAGAUUCAAAUAUAUUUUUUCUCAAUGAAAGAAAUGAAGUAGUAUCAGCAUGUAUUAUAAAUAUGUGAAUUACUCAGUUAUAAUAAAUUUAUAAUCAUAUUUUUGUAAAUAUCCUGAUUUAUAUAUGAAGAAUGUAUGCAAAUCAUUUUAAUAUAAAGCUUAAAAUUAAAAGAAAAAUAGUGAGUGAUGCAUUUACUUUACUGAAGUACAGUCAAAAGUCUUUAAUCCGGAAUGAUCUAUAAUCCAGACCUCAAAGCUACAAACUUUCUGCGCAUGUGCAUAUGUGUUUAUGCAUGUGCAUAAUCUUUCAAAUGCGCGUU